This is a messenger RNA of Pipistrellus nathusii (Nathusius's pipistrelle), 1842 nucleotides long. NCBI's taxonomy places the organism in Eukaryota, Metazoa, Chordata, Mammalia, Chiroptera, Vespertilionidae. The record is from the annotation of a GenBank genome assembly.
AUGUCUCAGGAAGGUGAUUAUGGGAAAUGGACGAUAUCCAGUAGCGAUGAAAGCGAGGAGGAAAAGCCCACACUGGAUGAGCCAUCUACCUCUCUCCUCCAUGCUGGGCAGGAAGCAGCCUGUGAGCCACGGUACAACUGUUCCGAGUCUCGGAAAGCCGCCCACAGGAGGAAGAUGUCACCCCUGAAAUUCAGCAACACAGAUGGGGUUUCCGAAGUGUCGCCUCCUAAGAAGCAGAAGAGCAGUUCCCAGGAGGAGCUGGGCUGGCAUCUCUCCAGCAGCGACGAUGAGCUGCCCCCAGAGCCACCACUGACCGCCAGAGACACAGCUGAGAAAGUGAACGUCAAAGAGGAGAAGGGCGCCUCCUCUCCCCAAGACAGUGCUGCUCCAGGGGCUGGAAGUCAUGGCCCUCCUGCCUACCACAGGCUCACCGGGGAGGAAGAGGAGUACGAGACAUCCGGGGAAGGCCAGGACAUUUGGGACAUGCUGGAUAAAGGGAACCCCUUCCGGUUCUACCUCACUAGAGUCUCAGGAAUUAAACCAAAGUAUAACUCUGGAGCCCUCCACAUCAAGGAUAUUUUAUCUCCUCUAUUUGGGACACUUGUAUCUUCAGCACAGUUUAACUACUGUUUUGACGUGGACUGGCUCAUAAGACAGUAUCCCCGGGAGUUCAGGAAUAAGCCAAUCCUGCUGGUGCAUGGCGAUAAACGAGAAGCUAAGGCUCAGCUGCACGCCGAGGCCAAGCCUUAUGGGAACAUCUCCCUCUGCCAGGCAAAGUUGGAUAUUGCAUUUGGAACACACCACACGAAGAUGAUGCUCCUGCUGUACGAAGAAGGCCUCCGGGUGGUCAUACACACCUCCAACCUCAUCCGGGAGGACUGGCACCAGAAGACGCAAGGGAUGUGGGUGAGCCCCUUGUACCCACGUUUGGCCCACGGCACCCACGGGUCUGGAGAGUCGACAACACAUUUUAAAGCCGAUCUCAUCAGCUAUCUGAUGGCUUACAACGCGCCUCCUCUCAAGGAGUGGGUGGACAUCCUCCAGGCCCACGACCUCUCCGAAACCAACGUUUACCUCAUUGGAUCAACCCCAGGACGCUUUCAAGGAAAUCAGAAAGAUAACUGGGGGCACUUUAGGCUUCGGAAGAUCCUGAGAGAGCACGCCUCGUCCAUACCUAAGGCCGAGGCUUGGCCCGUCAUCGGCCAGUUCUCAAGCAUCGGCUCCUUGGGGGCUGACGAGUCCAAAUGGCUGUGUGGUGAAUUCACAGAGACCUUGGUGACCCUGGGGAGGGAAAGCAGGGUUCCCGGGAAGAGCACGGCUCCCCUUCAUCUGAUCUAUCCUUCUGUGGAAAACGUGCGGACCAGUUUAGAAGGGUAUCCAGCCGGGGGCUCUCUUCCCUACAGCAUCCAGACAGCGGAAAAGCAGAACUGGCUCCAUGCCUACUUCCACAAAUGGUCGGCUGAGACGUCUGGCCGCAGCAACGCCAUGCCACAUAUCAAGACAUACAUGAGACCCUCUCCAGACUUCAAUCAGAUCGCGUGGUUCCUUGUCACAAGCGCGAACCUGUCCAAGGCAGCCUGGGGAGCGCUGGAGAAGAGCGGCGCCCAGCUGAUGAUCCGCUCCUACGAGCUCGGCGUCCUCUUCCUCCCGUCGGCAUUUGGCCUGGACAGCUUCAGGGUGAAGCAUAAAUUCUUCUCGGGCAGCCAGGAGCCAGCAGCGUCCUUCCCUGUGCCCUACGACCUGCCUCCAGAGCUGUACGGAAGCAAAGAUCGGCCAUGGAUUUGGAACAUUCCUUAUGUCAAAGCCCCAGACACACACGGGAACAUGUGGGUCCCGUCCUGA